Molecule: messenger RNA, 819 nt
Organism: Serendipita indica DSM 11827
Lineage: Eukaryota; Fungi; Basidiomycota; Agaricomycetes; Sebacinales; Serendipitaceae
Source: the annotation of a GenBank genome assembly
AUGUCCUGGACAGGGUUCAAGAAGGGAUUGUCCCGCACCGGGACCACGCUGAUGCAAAAGACGGGUCAGGUCGAGCGAACCGUGGAUAGGGAAUUCGCGGAAGAAGAGACCAAGUACAAGACAUACGAGAAAGAAGUAGAGAAGCUCCAAAAGGAAGCAAAGGCGUAUCUGGACUCGAUGCGAGGCAAGCGGGUUGUGACAACCAUGGCAAGCUCUCAAGCUCGAAUCGCGGAGACAAUCGACAAGUUCUAUGGAUCUGCCGACCGCACCUCGGAUGGAGCAAUGGCUGCGAAUGCGUACAAGCGUUCUGUCGAUGAACUCGACUCUUCCCUCAGCAGAGAACUGGAUGCCCCUUACCGGACAUGCAUCCUGGAACCAUUGGGCAAGAUGAACGCAUACUUUCCCGUCAUCAACGAUACCAUUGCGAAGAGAAACAAAAAGAUGAUCGACUACGACUCGGCACGAAGUAAAGUGCGCAAACUGACAGAUAAGCCGACCGAAGAUCCUACAAAGCUGCCUGCGGCGCAAAAAGAGUAUGAAGACGCCAAGGAGGUCUACGAAUUUAUGAAUGAGCAACUUAUCGCAGAGCUCCCUCAGCUCUUGGAUCUCCGUGUUCCAUUCUUUGAUCCUAGCUUUGAGGCCAUGAUUCGUAUUCAGUGCAAGUUUGCCGAGGAAGGGUACGAGAAAAUGGGGGGAGUUCAGCGAUAUUUCCAGGACUCGAUCCGAAACGACUACGCAGCUGGUCAGCUCGAUGCCCAAGUGGAAGCUGUCUUGGAGGAAAUCAAGGAGCUAACCAUCUGCGCGACGCAUGGGUCGUAA